CACCAUCCCGGAAGCCUCGCGUUACUCCAACGCCUCGCGCGGUUGCCCGAGCGGCCGUAGGUUAGGGGCGGGGAGCACGGAGGCCGGGAAGGCGGUUCGCGGAGCUCGCAGAAGCCCGGGGUCGCCCGCGACCUGGCGUUCCUGUUGCGCACCCCUUUCCUUCCCUGCUUCGGGUCUGGGGUCCUGGCUGCACCCUCCACUAGGCCGGUUGGCACAACGCGGCACGCACCAUGGCAGAAAACCGAGAGCACCGUGGGGCCGUCGAGGCUGAGCUGGAUCCAGUGGAGUACACCCUUCGGAAGCGACUGCCCCACCGCCUGCCCCGGAGGCCCAAUGACAUCUAUGUCAACAUGAAGACUGACUUUAAGGCCCAGCUGGUCCGCUGCCAGAAGCUGCUGGACGGUGGGGCGCGGGGUCAGAACGCAUGCACUGAGAUCUACAUUCAUGGCUUGGGCCUGGCCAUCAAUCGUGCAAUCAACAUUGCGCUGCAGCUGCAGGCGGGCAGCUUCGGGUCCUUGCAGGUGGCCGCCAAUACCUCCACGGUGGAGCUUGUUGAUGACCUGGAACCAGAGACUGAUGCACGAGAGCCGCUGACCCGCAUCAGAAACAACUCGGCCAUCCACAUCCGAGUUUUCAGGGUCACACCGAAGUAAUUAAAAUGAGUCUGGCUCACUUUGUCCAGCCACCCUCAGCUAGGCUCAGGUAUGACGCUCCUUGUACUGAGUACUGUCAUGGACCUCCUGCCAGAGUCAGGAAAAGCCUGUCUUCUCAUAGCCCAAGGGAUUCUGAAUUGAGACGGGGAGAGUGUCUCCUGGGCCCAAGCAAUAGGCCUUCCUGAAUCUUUGUGAUCUGUAACCCACCAUUGUCCCAGGCAAUAAAAAGUACCGAGUUGUGUUAGUGUCCAUCCA
Messenger RNA from Myotis daubentonii (Daubenton's bat), 908 nucleotides. RefSeq names its product POP7 ribonuclease P/MRP subunit (gene POP7). Gene Ontology annotation, biological process: tRNA 5'-leader removal. Gene Ontology annotation, molecular function: nucleic acid binding. Lineage: Eukaryota; Metazoa; Chordata; Mammalia; Chiroptera; Vespertilionidae. The record is from RefSeq and is a predicted model, not a curated record. Gene Ontology annotation, cellular component: ribonuclease MRP complex; nucleus; nucleolar ribonuclease P complex.